AUGACUCGACUUGGACUGUCGGAUAGUAUGCGGUCCACCGCGUCACUGGAGGAUACGGCGUCUCUACCUAUUGCAAUGCAGCACCAAGUCCCUCAUCGACGACAUGCAGUAGAAAAUGUAGCAACAUUUAGCAGGCAGGAGACGAAGCUAAAGCCCACGGUGUUCUUUGAUCCGUUGCGUGUCUUUGUAGGCAGCAUAUUAGCUGUUGUUUUGCUCUCUACAGGCGCUAGGGUGCUUUCUCCAUCGUUACACGCCUGGAGAAGCAGCUCGUCGAAGGUUGAAGAAAAGUUCGAGCAGUUGGAGAAAAGUCUCUCCCUGCUCUACAGAGAUACUGCACGACUCAAGACGACAGCUGACAAGUUCCUUCAGCAAUGCAAAGAGACGCACGUAGCAGUCUCUACGAGGAAAGAAAUUCUGCAAAACGCAGCUAUAAGAAGAUUUGACGGACAGGUAAAGACACAGACUGAAGAGCACGUGCAAGUAACGAAGGAGGUGCUCCAGUACUACGCGGAGCAGAAGCAGAAGAUCCAGGAGACGAAAGAGCGGCUAAUAAGAAUGAACAUCUCGUUGCCAGUGGAGAUUGCAAUGAGGCCAUUGCAUAUGGCUUGGCAGGAAGAGCAGAAGAUGAUAAAGGAUAGUGGAGAGCUGCUGGAGAGAGAGGAUACUCGUGCUCAUGGACUGUCUGACGCCAUGAAAGGACUCGUGCUUUUUGCGGAGACAAAUCAGCUACAAGAUAAGAAUGACUAUCAACGAUUUAGUGUGGAGAGCAUAUCGAUUCCGACUGCUGGACAUUUGGAGAGUAGCAACCAACAGUCGACAGAGCGGUCGUCGACUUGGCAUGGGUCGAUCUUCUUUUACGUCUAUGUGGUCUGUGCUUCUGCAGUUUAUCUGUGGAAUGCCAUCUUGGACACGAGGAAGAAGGAGCUGCUGGAAGACAAGUGGUCGUGGUCUCCUGUUCCAAAAGCUGUAAUUCGAUUGAAGAGGUUGCUGGGAUCACUUGUGGUCAUCGAAGACCUGCGAACACCUAGAAAUGAGGACGUCUCUCAUAAAUUGCUGGAACACAUUAAGCCCAUUGAGUGCUGA
Peronospora farinosa is the source of this 1083-nucleotide messenger RNA. NCBI's taxonomy places the organism in Eukaryota, Oomycota, Peronosporomycetes, Peronosporales, Peronosporaceae. The record is from the annotation of a GenBank genome assembly.